AUGAAUCUUUUGGUUAAAGGUUCUCUUGUGAAUAUUGGACUUAGGAGUGGAAUUCUGCGAAGAUCAAUUAAGAGGUGCUUUAAGAUGGAAGCCCUGAAUAAUCAAAAUAUAGAGGAUAGUAAGAAGAGACAAGCUCUUCAAAAGAAUAACCAACCUCUGAAGAAAAGACCAAAGUUGAAAAGAUAUAAGGCAAAGAAAGUUGAUCCAACAUCUCCACUUGGUGUUUUACAAUUUGAAAUCGAUGAGUUACUGAGGGAGAACAACUUAGAAAAGUCUCAAGUGGAAAACGAUGUCACUGCCAUCCUUAAUGAUACAUCUUUCGUUACAGGACCCAUUGCAUCUAAAUACCAUAGGGAGGUGUCAGAUGUUAAGGUCUUGAAAUUGGGAUCGAAUGGUGAUGGUCUAGCUAUCAUUCCUAAUCCAGUGGAAACAGACAAAAAGCAAGUGGCUAUUGUUCCGUUUGGGCUUCCUGGUGAUCUGGUUAGAAUAAAAGUGUUCAAGACACACCCUCUAUAUGUCGAAUCUGAUCUGUUAGAUGUCAUAGAGAAAUCGCCAAUCAGAAAAGAUGAGCUUAUUAAAGACAAGUAUUUUGGGAAGUACUCCGGUAGUCAAUUUGAGUUCCUGGACUAUUCAGAGCAAUUGAAGAUAAAGAAAUCUACCAUUGCCAAUGCUUAUAAACAUUUUGCACCAUUGCUUUUAGCAGAAUCUUUAGUACCAGAGAUCAGCGACACAGUUGCGUCACCAUUGCAGUAUGGUUAUAGAACAAAGAUCACUCCACAUUUUGAUAUGCCUCAUAAGGUCAAGCAAUUGGAAGUUAGACCACCUUUAGGAUUUGGUCAAAAGGGUAGGCCCAAAUGGAGAAAGGAGACGUUAGAAGUGGGUGGCACUGGGCCGAUUCUAGAUAUUGAGGAAUGUGCCUUGGCAACAGAUAUAUUGAACAAAGGUCUGUCUAAUGAAAGAGCCAGAUUUGAAAAAGAGUUCAAGAAUUACAAGAAAGGUGCCACAAUUCUUUUAAGAGAGAACACAAUCAUACUGGAUCCUUCUAAGCCCACGGAGGAGCAGUUAGAGGAAGGAUCUAGAGAUGAAAAUGGCGAUAUAAGUUUUAUUGAAGUUACAGAUGAAACUACGGGUGUGAAGCUUGCAAAGACAUGUGUUACAAACACAAGGCAGAUCGUAACAGAAUACGUUGAUGGCUACACUUUCAAAUUUAGCGCUGGUGAGUUCUUCCAGAAUAACAAUUCUAUCCUGCCGUUAGUUACCAAGUAUGUACGCGAUAACCUGCAGCUUGGUAAUGGGGACAAGCCGCGUUAUCUGGUAGACGCCUACUGUGGCUCUGGUCUCUUCAGUAUCUGUAGUUCUAAAGGUGUUGACAAGGUUAUUGGUGUUGAGAUUUCAGCUGAUAGUGUUUCCUUCGCGGAGAGAAACGCCAAGAACAAUGGCGUUGAGAAUUGUAAAUUCAUUGUAGGUAAAGCAGAGAAGCUGUUUGAAUCCAUCGACACACCUGCGGAUUCAACCUCUGUGAUCCUAGAUCCACCACGUAAAGGUUGUGACGAGUUGUUUUUGAAACAACUAGCUGCUUACAACCCAGCUAGGAUUGUGUACAUAUCCUGUAACGUACACUCACAGGCAAGAGAUGUCCAGUAUUUCUUAAAGGACACACCAGAAGGUAAGAAUUAUAGAGUCGAGAGCAUAAGAGGGUUCGACUUCUUCCCACAAACCCAUCACGUCGAAUCGGUUUGUGUGUUAUCGAGAGUUUAA
Molecule: messenger RNA, 1758 nt
Organism: Nakaseomyces glabratus
Lineage: Eukaryota; Fungi; Ascomycota; Saccharomycetes; Saccharomycetales; Saccharomycetaceae
Gene: TRM2
Product: tRNA (uracil(54)-C(5))-methyltransferase
Biological process (GO): tRNA processing
Molecular function (GO): tRNA (uracil(54)-C5)-methyltransferase activity, S-adenosyl methionine-dependent
Source: RefSeq, a predicted model, not a curated record